AUGGCUGUACCGUAUGGAAAGCUAAGAUACAUGAAUGUUGCUCAGGGGCAGAGCUUACUUAAAGAAUACGAAGGGUUCGAAAAGUGUGAUGAUGUGUGGCGGCUAUGGGAGAGUGAAACCGAAACGUAUAGAGUUCUUCACGACAAAGAGGAAGAAAUAAAGCGUAGUGGCCCAGAUCCCGGACGCAGCCCAUUUCGCAACAUACCUAGAUACUACUGGUCGUUCCGACAAGGAUCCAAAGCAACGCUCGUUAUUGAGUACGCUAAUGGGGAGACUCUGAAGCAGUAUUUUAAAGACAACUCAAAGGGGCUCGAGUCGUCGGGAUGUACGGAGUUUUGGCAGCAAAUCUUUGGUCUACUAGAUGCCAUCGCGAUGAUUCAUAACAAUGCCAAGGAGCGAGAAUCCGAAGGGCAACGACUAGCUAGAAUUCACCAAGAUAUCAAACCGGAAAACAUCCUCUUAUUCUACGAAGGCGAAAGGAAGUCUGGGUCGGGUCCUCCAUCGCUUUUCAAACUUACCGAUUUUGGUCGCAGUCACACUAGAGUGGUGAACGAAAAGGAUAAUGAUCAAGGGGGCAGGGACAACGGGGCAAAUAAGAUGUAUUCUGCACCGGAGUGUUGCGAUAUCGACGGAAGGAGAGGCAUUUCACACGACAGAGUAGGCCCAAAAGCAGACAUAUGGUCUAUAGGCGCGGUUUUCAGCGAGACUCUAGUGUGGAGUUUGAGAGGCGAAGCUGGGAUAAACCAGUACUGGGAGAAGAGGUGCGAGCAAACUAAAGAUACUAGACUAGACGCAGCAGGCUAUGGCGCUUGCUUCCACGACGCGACUGCACGCCUCAAGGCUGUCGAUCAAAUGCAUCAGGUUUGCAUUAGGGACCCAGAACAAGGGGCUGAUGAAAUAUUUCAUCAAGUUGACGAUAUCGUUCUAAAUCACAUGCUCCAACCAGAAUCUAAUCGUCUUGACGCUCACCAACUUCUGAAUCGUUGGCAUAUGCGUGGAGGCGUCAACCAGCUGGGACCGAUUGAGCUACCUUUGAUUAAUCUACCGGAUAUAUCCGGCUCAGAGCCGCGUGAGAGUCAGCAGCAAAGUGGCUCUCCAGAGAUUUCAGCUGUGCCGGAACAAGUACAACAUACCGGAUCUAGCUCUAUACGAAUGGAAGAUGUCGAAAAUAUUGCUUUUUUAUACGAAAAGUUGCAAAUUCAAGGAUCUAGGUUUCGAUCCAAGUACCUUCAUGUGUCGCCGAGCUUCAAGCAGAAUGAGUCUCCAAGCAUCCAGAAAGAGGACAGGCAUCUUCAACGAACUGAACAAAUAUUUUUGAUUGAUGAUACGAUUUCUAUGAGACACAACAAGGAUGCCGUUUGCAAAACAAUACGCGUAUUCGGAAAAAUCGCCAAACAAAUUACGCCAAAAAAUAUACCUGUCCUAGUAAAAAGUGCUUCCAAUGAUAUUACCGUAUCGACAAACAAGACCAAAAACUUGGAAAAGGAAGUUUGGGAUCUAAUAUUCGAUUCCAAUGAGACUGACUUGAAUUACUGCCUUGGUGAAUUAGUGACCAAGAUCGUGUGUAAUUCUCAAUCUGCCACUCUCUUUAUAUUAACAGAUGGAAACUGGGACUCCUCUACGUGCCAACUCCAUGAACAAAUCAAAAGCCUAUCCAAACACAUAGAAGACAAUAACCUAGAUAUUACCAAGUUUUCUAUCCAAUUCAUCCUUUUUGGAGAGGGGUCCAUGGAGAAGGAGUUGCCUAUAUACUAUGCUGAAAACUACCGAAUUGUAUCUAGGUAUCACUACGAUGAGCCUGUAGUUUCUUUUUUCAGGGCAGCCGCCGAAAGUAGUCGACGUAGCUUGAUGAGUGGACACGCGGAACCUUCAACUAGAUCAGCGUUACUGAUCUCGAGCUCAGCCAUCCAAUACGGUUAA
Messenger RNA from Hypoxylon trugodes, 1920 nucleotides. Its product is annotated as kinase-like domain-containing protein. Bases 1 to 1920 code for a protein of 639 amino acids. The transcript has 6 exons. Gene Ontology annotation, biological process: peptidyl-threonine phosphorylation; peptidyl-serine phosphorylation. NCBI's taxonomy places the organism in Eukaryota, Fungi, Ascomycota, Sordariomycetes, Xylariales, Hypoxylaceae. The record is from RefSeq and is a predicted model, not a curated record. Gene Ontology annotation, molecular function: ATP binding; protein serine/threonine kinase activity.